Phanerochaete carnosa HHB-10118-sp is the source of this 480-nucleotide messenger RNA. RefSeq lists its product as uncharacterized. NCBI's taxonomy places the organism in Eukaryota, Fungi, Basidiomycota, Agaricomycetes, Polyporales, Phanerochaetaceae. Bases 1 to 480 code for a protein of 159 amino acids. The record is from RefSeq and is a predicted model, not a curated record. The transcript has a single exon.
AUGGCACGCGAGCUUACGAUCCGCCUGAGCGAGUUUAUGAUCGUGGCCCGCGAGUUUACAAUCAGCCGGAGCGAGUUCAUGACCAGGGCCUGCGAGUUUACAAUCAGCGAGUUUAUGAUCGUGGCCCGCGAGUUUACAAUUGGCCCGAGCGAGUUUAUGAUCGCGGCCCGCGAGUUUACAAUUAGCCCGAGCGAGUUUAUGAUCGUAGCACACGAGUUUAUGAUCACUGCACCCGAGAUUUCGAUCAGUCUGAGCGAGAUCAAAAUCAUGACACACGAGUUUAGAGUCCGUCAGAGCGAGUUUAAGAUCAUGCCGCGCGAGUUUAGGAUCGGUCAGAAUGAGACCAAAAUCAUGGUGCGCGAGUUUAUGCUCGGCUUGAGCGAGUUUGAAACCAUGGGACGCGAGUUUACGACCAAUCUUGGCGAGUUUAACAUCCUGGUGUGCAAGUUCAAAGUCAGGGUGCACGAGACGAAGGCUUAA